UCGUAAGCGGAAGUACGAAUACGCAAGAAUUCAGUACACGGAGGAAGAGCGAGCGACAUCUGUACAGUACAAGAUGGAUACACUAAUAUUGGAACCCUCUCUGUACACUGUAAAAGCGGUUCUGAUCAUGGAUAAUGAUGGAGAGAGACUGUAUGCAAAGUAUUAUGAUGACACAUAUCCCACUGUGAAAGAGCAGAAAGCCUUUGAGAAGAACAUCUUCAACAAGACGCACAGAACAGACAGUGAAAUUGCAUUGCUAGAGGGUCUAACGGUUGUGUACAAGAGCAACAUUGAUUUAUAUUUCUACGUAAUCGGCAGCUCUCAUGAAAAUGAGCUGAUGCUUAUGUCAGUGUUGAAUUGUCUUUUUGAUUCUCUGAGUCAAAUGUUGAGGAAAAAUGUGGAAAAGAGAGCCCUGCUUGAAAAUAUGGAGGGUCUUUUCUUGGCCGUUGAUGAGAUUGUUGAUGGAGGAGUGAUUCUGGAGAGCGACCCACAGCAGGUGGUUCACCGUGUCGCAUUGAGGGGCGAUGACGUGCCACUGACAGAACAGACAGUCACUCAGGUGCUACAGUCAGCGAAGGAGCAGAUCAAAUGGUCUCUCCUGCGAUAGGAUUCUUCUGCUUUCUGUCCUGAACUGAAGCGAGGAAAAGCUAUGAGAGAGCACCUCUUUUCAUCACUACUGUCCCUUUCUGCCCUUUUCUCUGUGAGUGUUUUCAUGACUGUUAAAGUGCACAUUCACUGAAAACCACUUCUCCAGUUUCUCUCACUCCAGAUAAGACCAGGAACAGCGCUAUUUCUACACAUUAACACAAGAGGAAGAAGCUUGCCGGGACUUUCUUUUUGGGAAAAGUACCCGGGUGUUUUUUUUUAAGCCCAUUCCAGUAAGCGCUUGAAUAUAUGGCUGGUUUAGUGAAUGAUAUCACUGUUGUACUGAGAUUUUCAUGAGGAUUCAUGUACAUUCCAGUGGUCGAUCCUUUCUCUGUUUUUGGAUUGAAGUAAAGAAAGUUUCAUCCCA
This is a messenger RNA of Danio aesculapii, 1012 nucleotides long. It is a transcript of the gene copz1, whose product is annotated as COPI coat complex subunit zeta 1. The transcript is spliced from 9 exons. Gene Ontology annotation, biological process: intra-Golgi vesicle-mediated transport; intracellular protein transport; retrograde vesicle-mediated transport, Golgi to endoplasmic reticulum. The coding region runs from base 74 to 607 and encodes 177 amino acids. Lineage: Eukaryota; Metazoa; Chordata; Actinopteri; Cypriniformes; Danionidae. Gene Ontology annotation, cellular component: COPI vesicle coat. The record is from RefSeq and is a predicted model, not a curated record.